AUGACCUCUCCUGGGGGAUGUACAACGAUGUGGGUGCAGACAUUCCAGUGCUGGCCCCAAGCAUGGAUCACGAUGGCAUGUUGGUGGUGGAAGAAAGUCACCGCGGGAGUGCAGCUUCUGAGUACUCGACCCACCUCCUUGACCAACGACAAGACGGAGGUGAUCUUCUUCCCCAUUUCAUUCCAGGUGGACCUGGAAACCUCCCUGCGCAUCAGCGCACCUCCAGGAUUCAAGUGGGACGUGGAUCCAAACGCUUUUUUCCGUCGAACCAACGGAACCCUGGAGGAUUGGCCGCGUCUCCCGACGAUUUUGAACCAGAAUCAGAUGGUUUUCAACACUUUGAGCCUUAAGGGAAACACACAAUACGGCUUCCGGGCGCGCUGCGACGUGCCGGACUUCAAUCCGGUGAUUGCGGCCAACUCCUUCUUCAUUGAGUUCGGCUACAAAAGCAACGUGAUCCAACAGAGGCGUUUUGCCAACGUCGUAGAAGCACCAUCAAUUGCUGCACUGACGAAUGCGGAGGUCUAUUCCAGCACUAACCUGGUGAACUAUGCGGACAAUCGGAUCGAGUUCGCAGUGCAGACAGUGACCACGUUGACUGCAAACACUGGUAUCGUGGUGAAGGGCAGCGACCUGACCACUGGCUUUACCUUCACCUGCCCCGACACCUUGGUGGCGCUGCCAGAAUCUGCACCCUUCCCCACGGAUCUCAUUUGCGUCUACCAAGUCGCGUCAGAUGGAGCACCUCAAAUCACCUUGAAGGUGAACAACAUCAAUAUGCCACCGGGUUAUUACAGGUGGGAGAUGACUGCGCAGAAUCCUCCGACGAGGAAACAAGAUCCUGGUUUGUGGACCUUCGGUACCUACUUGGCUGUCUCGGACUAUCCAACGACUCCUGUGUUGGACAAGGAGUUGCAAGCCGUCGGCUUCCGGAUCGACAACAUGAUGCGUGAUGCCCGCCUGACGGCGCUCACGCAGGCCCAACGGGCCGCGACCAAUCGCAAUGACCGACCUGGGAAGUCGAAUCAGCUGAUCUUCCAGUUCAGUCUCAAUAUCAGGCCCCUGGCCAAUCGGAUCCUGAUUCUGCGAGGGCCGCGCGGCUUUGUUUUCGAUGACAACUGUUUGCCCUACGUCAUCACGGACCAGAACACGGUCUUCGGGCCCAACACCCAAGACGUGUGGCCUCCGGACUACUCCGUGUGGCCUCUAGAGUAUCGGCCCACCAAGUGCACCGGAGUCGGACGAGAAGCUCAGAUCACCAUUCCUAGCGGCUUGGGAAGAUACAGUCUCUAUGUUUUCCGCAUUGGAGUGCGCAACAACCCACCUUCGACUCCAGACUGGAACAAAUGGAGCAUGAAUUUCAACGAUGAAUCCUCAGAUCCGUUCCAAGGAUUUACGGUGUGGACCUUCACCAACAUGGCCAUCAACGCAGUGGGCGCCAUGAAGACGCCCAGGGCUGGCAUUCCGCGAACGGCAACUCCUGUAACCAUCGUGUUCACGCCCUUCAACACAGUUCCGGCCAAACCUCCGAAUGAGCAGUAUGGCGGCAUGAUCCGCCUAACAGUGCCAGUCGAGUAUGAAAUCGAGCACCAGAACGACAACAUGCAGACCUGUGAGGUCCAGCUCUUCAUCAGCGAUCGCUCCGAAAUCUUUGAAAGCACGGACUACGUGUUCCCGGCUGCGUUACCAAACCCGGGUUGGUGCAUGGUGUGGCGCUUUCUGAUUGUGGUGUCCUUCUUCCUCCAGUUUGACCACCACGGCAUUGGCCACUUGGCGACGAGCUCAACGCAGAGCCAGAGCAAACGCUCGGCGGGCCUGGAGGCCAUGAAGGGCAGCGACACGACACCAUGGAGAUGCAAGCGGUGCAUGCAACUGAGGAAACAUACCGCACAGUUUUGUCCCAUCUGUCAGACUCCCUGGCAAGCCUGCAUCGAUCCCACCUAUGUGCACCAAGUUCGUGCUACCAAGACCGAGGAGCAGUCGUAUGCGACCGGUUGGAAUCAGCAGGGCACUUGGGACUAUUCCCAAUGGGAUCAAACAGGCUAUCAAUCGCCACGAAAUCGGGCCAAUUCUCCUCGACAUCGACAACGUCCUCGCAGUGCGAAGAAACAGCGAGGUCGUGGACAAGGACAGGAUGUUCAAGGAAAAGGGGCCCCGCAGAUGCAUCAUCAAGGCAAAGGCAUGGAUGGAACGUUCCCGCAACCACCAUUGCCACCGCCUGCCGUUCCAUGGGCUGCAUCUAUGACGAUCAGUCCCACUAUGCAGAUGAUGCCGCCGAUGACUGCGAUGCCAUCAGCUAUGACACCAGUGCCGACUAUGCCAUCGACACCCAUGCCGUCAAUGCCACAGACUGCGGCAAUGACGCCGGUGCCUGCGAUGCCACAGCAGGCGAUGCAAAUCCCGAUGGCCAUGCAAGCUCCGCCACAGCUGCCAGAACCAGAAGCCAAGCUGUUGGCGUACAUCAGGCAGCGCAAGUCCGCUUUGCCUCCCGAUGUACAACAGGAGAUGGCCAAGCACGAAGGUGCGAAAGCAACCCAAGAUCUUUUCACUGCAGCAGAACAGAUGACUCGUGCCAAAGAAGACUACGAACAAGCUCUCCUUGGGCGUGCACAGCAUCUGCAGGCAUGGAAAGGAUUCUUGGCAAAAGCCGUUGCAGAUUGGCAGGAAUUUGCGAAGCAAUUUUUGCAGCACGAGAACGACCUCCAGGAACGCAUCGCUGUGACCAAGGAGCUCUUUGCCCAGGCCAAGAAGGACUUGGAUCGAGCUCGUCAAGAUGCUGGCGAAGUUGUAGUGGACCUCACCGAGGAGGAGAAACCUCUGGAGGAAGGCGCCACCAAUGGAAACUCAGUGGAGAAGGUCACCAUGAGCAUCCAGCAUUUGGCAAGCUCUCUUCAGCAGCUGCACUCAGAAGCUGCUGCAUUGGACGCAGAAGUUCCUAUUGCAAAGAGAGCCAGAAUGGAGACAACCGAGGUCAAAGACGAAAGCAUGGAAAGAACCUUUUGCUCUGCGGCCACUUUGGCCAGAAAGUGGAGCCACAGCAUCCUCGAAGAGGAGUCAUUCCUUUCGGAAUGGGGAGCGCGUGAGAGUGCGAGAAACUUGGAAUUGGAGGUUGAGAUUGCCAACAUUCCUGCCAUCACGCCCCUGUUCAAGAGCUCCUCAUAUUUCACUGCCAAGCGCAAUACACGUUCCGAACGACGUCAGCAUGUGGGUUUUGCUGACAGCGUUCAAGUUUACAUUGGCCUGGCAGAUGAGAUCACCAUGUUUCCCACCCGAGUUCCACAGGAUUUGAUUGGUACAGGCUGUAUGCCCUGGCACCUUGCAUAUGUGCUCAACCCACCUUGGAGCGAUCCGCAAGCCACUUUGGACUCUGCGUUGAUCCCUAGCGAUGCGUUGACACCAGUUCCAUUUUUCCAAUCUAGAUUGCCAACAGAUGCGCAAGUUGAUGCACCCCAACAUGAACAUGACAUUCCUAUUGGUGCAAUCAACUUCCCACCUGAUGCAAACGUUGCAGUUCCAGUCCUUCCCAACUUUGCUCGACACAUUCUGACUGGUGACAGAACAGCUGUAGACGAUGAUUGGGAUAGAGGCAUGACUUUGCGCACGUGGUUUCUACAUCAUGAGCAGCAACACCAUUGCGAGCUUCCUCGACUCAUACAAUUGGUCGGCAAUGCCCAUUCUUGGCGCAACCAACUCCUUGCGUUGUGGAUUGACCUUGUUUGGCAGGGAGAACGCAUUGAAAUUCAUGUUGCUGAACCAGAUCCGCCACGACCACAACAUUUUGCUCAUGUUGCAUAUGACAUUUUGAUUGUGCAGGGUGACAGCGAUCUUCGCAAAGCAGGUCUGGUAACAGCUAUGUCUGCUACUGAGCCAUUUCAAUACUGGGCAGCGGCAGCGCUCCUUCCCCUUCAAGUUCGUGGAUUGCAACUUGUCAAUGUCGUACAUAUGGUAGAUGCCUGCCAGCAGAAUCGAUGCCAUGUGUUCUAUCGCUGGACGGAAAUCCCCAUCAAUAUGCAACCACUGCAUGUCAUGGACAAUGGACGAGCGUUUGCCCUUCAUUUUCAUUCUACAGCAAUAGCUGCAAGCUCUGACCAAGUUCCGGGGCUUCCUCUGCCACAACAAGAACAUGUGCCUGCGCCGCCUGUUCACUAUAUCCCUGAGGAGGACUCCCUUGAGUCAGAGUCUGAGGAUGCUGAAAUUGAAAAUGACUCCAAUGGUUACAGUCCCUCAGCACAAGAAGCGGUUGUUGACCUCCAAAAUCUGCAAGGAGUGACUGUAUACCGGCUACAAGAUGACCCUGUUCAUCUCUACAUCCGAUGGCAGUCCUAUGUUGAAGUCGUGGUUGACCUUGCGAAUCGUUUGCGGAUUCCGAUUGAUGAGAUCAUCACUUACCAUCCGAUUCAUGUUGCGAUUGUGGGCCAACAACCAGCUGAAGCAGUUGUGAUUCUCCAACAUGCCGUGGACAUCCCGGUUGGUUCCAGCGACAAGCUUAUAUUGCUGGACCUGGAGAUUCAUCAGCACCCUGGUGUACAAGUCCUACCAGCUACACCUCAUGUGGCUCGCAAAGUGUGCCGAGUCUUACAACAUGUGGUACGUGCACACAUUUUGAUGCAUGCGGGUGUAUUCCGCUAUUGUCAGCAUCAAGGUGAUCGUUGUCUCGUGCACCUUAAUGAUCAACUUUGGCCUCUUCAAGAUUUUGCACCACGAUUGCUCCAACAUGGUGACUAUCUCAGAGUAGUCGUCCCUCCGCCUAUGCAAUCUGAUGAUGGCACACUCUGCACGAUUGACCGCAUCGAACGGCAAUACCGUGCCGACUUAGCGCCUGAUGUCCAACCAUUUCAGUGUCCUGCACAAGUACAUCCUGAGCUAUACAUCAACAGUGAUCUGGUUUCUCAGGAACUUCCUCAUGAGAACUUGAAGUUGAUCGUGCAUAGCUCUGACAGGCCUGAACUUCAAGCACAACCAGUAGGUGUGCCUCAACGAGAGCAUUCCAGCUUUUUGGCCCCGCAAGACGGAAGUCGUCAAGAUUGGCUGCUGCCUGCAGGUAUGAUUUAUUUGCAAAAAGCUGACCUGUUUGGCGAUGAAGAGUUUGCCACAGUGGAAUGGAUCACAUGGUUUCUUUCUGCUCCUCUUCGACUACGAUCUGAAGAAUCGAGAUCGAUUCGCCUUGACAUGGAACAACACCUGUGGUACCAUGAUCUUUGUCAACUAUGGAAUGAUCAGUGGAAACCAUACCUUGAGACCCAGAUCUAUGUCGUGAUGCCUGAAACUUUGCAGACCUUGCGCCUGGAGCGAGUAUGUCAAGGUCGUGGGUGCUACGUUGAAACCCAUGGGCGCCGUGUUCCAGAAUAUGGGCUUGGACAUGCUGAUGCAGGAGACAAUGUUGUCGUCAUUGCCCCAGCACGGAAUGUGGAAGACAUGACCCUUUUGCAGACUUCCGUUGUGAGAAUGCCUCCAACUUCCCGAUCUGAUGUCCAAAAUGCUGUGUUACGUGAGCGCCUAACAGGUGAUUCGGUGGCUCACGAUCACCGGCCACGGACACAGCAACAAUCUGCAGAGCCCCCAAAGUUGAAUCUUGCUGCUUUGAUUGACCCACCAACAUAUCUCACAAUUGACUUCCGUGGAGUACAAGCCCUUGGUAGUGAGCUCCUUGCCCUCGAGCUUGGCCCAAUUCAAUAUGCUGACCAACUGGUCAAGUGGCAUGAAGCAACCCAAGAGGCCUUUACAUUGACCCCCAACUGGACGAUUGAGACACCAAUUGGGUUUUCCUUCUACACUGAUGGGUCCUCUGCAUACCUUGACCGUGAACGCAAAGCAGCUGCUGCAGUUGUGUUGAUCAUCCACACCCACCAAGGAGACCGAUUUGGUGGAUUCCGUAGCUACGUAGUGGAGCAAGGUGCAUAUGCCCCGCAAGCUGAAAUGACUGGUGUCUUGACGGCAGUGCUUUGGGCUGCGCAGCUUUCAGAGAUGUUUACUGCUCACUCCCCAACACUGCAUUUCGUUUUUGACUGUCUGGUAGCUGGCUACACUGCCAAUGGAAGCUGGCGUAUUCAAGCUCACCCAGAUCUUCAGAGUACCACACGUUCUCUAGUGCAGUGGAUUGAGCGACGAUUCUCGGUGCAAACCCAUUGGCACCAUGUGUAUGCACAUUCAGGGCAAGCAUGGAAUGAAGCUGCUGAUGCGAUCACAUGGGCUGUGGUGGCAGGAUGGAUUGAUUCCCCAUCCUUUGCACAAGUGUGGGGCGUCUUGCAAGAGCAGAUUGAUACGCAUUGGCUUUGGCUACUUGAAGCUGCCCAGCGUGGUGAUCCAAUGUAUCCAUUUUUACGUGAUGGGAUCAUGCAACUCAACAUUUCAGCUCCACUUGCUGAUCCUCCAGAUGAUGCUGAUCACCCCAUGGCCAAGUGUCAAAACCAACCGACCUCGGAGGGUGUCACUACUUCCAUCAUUUUACAGUGUGCUACUGCCAAUGUGCUGACCUUGCACCCCAACAAAGCAGAACAUGGCACAGGUGUAUCUGCUCGAAUGGAAUCUCUUUUACGGUCAUUUGCAGCUGCGAGCAUUGAUGUCGUGGGUGUGCAAGAAACGCGCUCCCGCCUUCAUGGUCACACCCGUUGCGAAGGUUUUCAUGUCCUUUCCUCUCCAGCCACUUCGCGAGGGAUUGGAGGUGUCCAGUUGUGGAUUCGAACUCAAUGGAAAGUUUCGCAAGGCUCUAUUUCCAUUGAUGCCGGCAACUUACAUAUCCUCCAUGCCACUGCACAACGGUUGGUGGUGAGAUUUUGCAAAGAUGGACUGAGACUCCUUUUUGUAGUUGCCCAUGCACCAGCCUGCUCUGACUUUACGGAAGCUACGCAGUUUUGGCAGUCUCUCACCACAUCAAUUCCUGCUGCCUAUCGAUCAUGGAAGCUGAUUGUUCUGGUCGAUGCAAAUGCCAGAUUAGGCACGGAGACCUCACCAUGUGUUGGCCCCGCUGGUGCCGAGCCAGAAAAUGUGGCUGGCGAAUGCUUCCACACCUGGCUCCAUGAGCACUCGCUCUUCUUGCCGCAGACUGAAGACGAUAUCCAUGAAGGACCUCAUCACACAUGGUUCCACAGCACUGGCACCGGGGCUCGCCUUGAUUACAUUGCAAUUGACCAAGCUCUUCGGUCUCCAGGUCUACGCACUCAUGUUGCUGACGUUGACUUGACGAUUCAGAAGCUUGACCAUGCCCCGGUGGUACUUGCGCUUCCAUUGACCUGCCAAGUGCGACUCCGUCAUGGUGAACACCAAAGUAGCCGUGCUGAGCGGGAAGGACUUCAAGAUCUCCCAAACCCGUCUUGGAAGACCAAUGUCCAUACCCAUGCUGGUCGCGUUCAGAGCUGGAUGCAACACCUCUGUCCUGCCCAGCCAAGAUGCCGACGUAAACGACAUCUGCAAGACUCCACAUGGGCCUUGAUUGAGCAGAAGAAGUGGCACUGGAAACGUUGCCGGCAGCUAAGACACACGCAACGCAUUGCCUUGCUGCGUGAGAUCUUUCAAGGAUGGAAGCAGCGUGACGUUUCAGAUGAAGUACGUUGCCUUCGCCCUUGGAUGAGGCUUUGCGACUGCACAAUGGCUUUUCAUUCUUGGCAGUACAAGCGGUUGUGUCUUCAAGUCCUGAGAGCAGUUCGAAGUGACGACAAGUCCUACUAUGAGCAGCUUGUGCAAAAGCAGAGUGAAGUUGCCGCAGAUGAAGGUCUGACAGGCCUCUGGAGACACAUUCGUGCUGUUCUGCCUAAGGGUAUCGCCAAGCGCAAAUCCAGUACCCGCUGCAUGGGGCCUCAAGUUGAAGAGUUAACCCAGCACUACUGCAGCCUUGAGGCUGGCUUUGAGACUUCGUACAAUGGCCUGUUGCGAGCGUGUGCACAGCGGCAGCAAGAAGCGGGCGAAGAUCUACCCUUGCAAAUGGCCCUCCAUGAGAUUCCCACGCGCACUGAAGUUGAAUCCCUCUGCAGACUUGCCAAGAAGGGAAAAGCUCCAGGUCUGGACGGAGUUCAAGCCGAAGUACUCCAGCAAUGCAUGAUGCAGCACUCCGAAGUCUUUUAUGCACUGCUCUUUAAGAUCUGGACAUUAGCUGCAGAGCCUUUGUCUUUCAAAGGUGGAAAAAUUUGCUGGAUAGCGAAGAAGAGUGGAGCCACUUCAGCAGCCUCGAUGAGGGGGAUCAUGCUAUUAGAUUCUCUCGGAAAACUUUUCCACGCGUUGGUCCGCAAGAAGCUGCUGCCGUGGGCGUCAUCAGUCCGCACUGCUACGCAGUUUGGAGGCUACAAGGGGCAGCAAACCAUUUUUGCCACGUUGAUGUUGAGAUGCUUUGCCCGAUAUGUUCAGUCUCAAAACAUGUCAUUGGCUAUAGUUUUCGUUGACGUGCGAAGCGCUUUCCAUUGCCUUCUUCGCCAACACGCUUUUGGCACUGCCGCAGAGCUUCCUCCAGUGUUGCUGGAAGCUCUACUGAAUGAAGGUCUUGAUGUGCAAGCUUUGGCCCGCGACCUUACAGCCCAUGCACAAGACUUUGCUGCAGCCCCACCUGCCGUAGCCCGUGUCAUGAGGGACGUUCACCUUGACACAUGGUUCACAUGCCCAGGUAGCACCAAAUGUUUUGCCACUACCAGAGGCUCCCGUCCAGGAUCACCCAUUGCCGAUUUGGCCUAUAAUGCAAUGAUGAGCUCUCUUCUGAAACGCUUGCAGUGUCGAAUUGAUGAGAUGCCAUCGACCCAACAGGCAUACGCCCUACUCAAUUGUCAGGCCCCACUCUUGGCAUGGGUCGAUGAUGUGGCAUUGCCUGUGCCGUGUCUUCGGGCUGACUGCCUAGACCAGCAGCUCCAAUGCACAAUGGAAGUUAUGCAUGAAACCUUUGAAGCGUAUGGGCUGCGCCUCAAUUGUGGAGCAGGUAAAACUGAAGCCAUUGUCCAGUACCGAGGCGCCAAUGCACCACAGCUGCGCCGAGACCGAUUCAUUGAUGGGUACGGAAUGCUGGAAGUGCCUGGACGAGAUGCCUUGCGAGUCGUUGCACAGUACACGCAUUUGGGCAUUAAGGUUGCUCAAAACUUCGAUGUCACUGCAGACCUGAAUUUCAAGAUUGGCAAGGCCACUUCUGCCUUUCGAACUAUGGCCCGUCCUCUCUUUCACAACAAAAAGUUGCAGGUCUCUCUUCGACUGAAGUUGCUGGACACUCUGGUUUUGCCCAUUCUUUUCUAUGGUUGUGGUAGCUGGCCUCUUCUUUCAGUGCGGCAGUACCAGCGACUUUCAGCCGUGAUUACACGUUGGCAAAGACAAAUUGCAGGCGUUGGAUUCUGGAGUGACACUCAGAUGACAGAUGAUGCUUUCCGUGCAGCUUGGCGUCUCCCUUGCCUAUCUGUGCGGUUAGCCAAGCACAGGUUGCUGUUCUUGAUACAGCUGCACCGAACAGCACCUGCAUGUGUUUGGGAGAUGGCCACCGCUGAAGAUGAGUUUUGCACUACAUCGUGGCUUUCUGGAGUGCGCCAUGCUCUGCGAUGGUUAUGCACUAUGCAAGCGGAUGCUCCAUCACCUGAUUGCACCCUUCCAGAGUUGACCACAUGGCUGCGCACCUCUUCACACACCAAACCUGCCCUGGUACGUAAUGCUGUUGCGCGGCAUUUGACGCAAGAACAAACUGCUCACCAUGUCAUUGAGAUGCAUAGGAAGAUUCAACAAGCGUGCCGAGAUGGCGGAGUUGAUUUUGACACCUAUCAACAUCCCAUGCAGGUAGGUGGUCAUUUUGCGUGCAACAGUUGCCCUGCGACAUUUUCGUCGGUCCAAGGCCUGACAGCUCACCGCUGGAAAAAGCAUGGUCAAUUUUCCGAGGAACGUAAGUUUGUUUUCUCUGGAGUUUGUGAAUGCUGCCGAAGAUGUUUCUGGACGGCCCAACGUCUUCAACAACACCUGCGCUACUCCAAACGGCAUGCGACAGGCUGCUACUGGUGGUUGGCUAAGCACCUUGACCCCUUGGACCAACCGCUUCCAGUGCAGAUGCCUGACAUCUACAAAGGACAGCACCGACUUCCUCACACUUCUGUUGCUGGACCACUUCAACCAGACAGUUCUACCCGGUGGGAUCGACAAAUGCAGCGGCAAUGGGAUCUAUGGACCGAAGAUUGGCGUCGACAUGGGUUUCCUGAUGACCUUUCAAUGCCAAUUUGUGAGGAGGUGCACCAAUCCAUGACGCAUGUGGCACUGACCUGGACAGCUGAGCAGCCGCCGCUAUCUAAUCUCUGGUGUCACAUCAUUGAUGCCUAUCGUGAUCGUGGUGAAGAAGCACAUCAUCAUGCAAUCUGGUCUUUUGCGUUAUGGGGGCGAGAAUGUCUCUAUGAGCUGCCAGAGCAAACGGAUGAUUUGGACUUAUUCGCCCUCAUUGAGACCGAAUAUUUGGAACUACUGGGUGACUUGCCUGUUUCUGACCUUAUUGACCGACUGGAGAAGCUUCAUCGAGCCGUCCCUCCAGCUGAUGGAUCUGGAUGGAAUGAACCUACUCCGCCUGCCCCUGCAGAAGAUGGUCGUAAGCAGGCUGCCAUUGAACCAUUUCUUUCGGUAUAUGACCAGAUGCGAGAUGCCAUGCAGUUUGUUGCCAAUGCUCCAGUCAUUGAGUGGCCGCAGCAGAAAGGUAUUCCAGUCUGCGAGAUGGAGGCGAUCUUUGUGAUCUACUCCAAGGACCAGGCCUUCGAGCGCUACAUGGAGUGGUGGUCGUCUGACAGGCCCUGGGGUUUGAGCUACCUGACGCAUCGAGAGCUACGUCAGGUGGCUACAGGAAGCGCCCUGAUGAUGUCGAAUGUGUACAUCGAAAUCAAAAUUGUCCUACGAGGGGGAGCUGCCAUUCAGGAGCAUCCAGCUCCGCAUGAUGACGAGACGUACGCCAGUGUUUGGCGCACGGAUCUGCAACGCUGCCUUUGCUCUACAGCUCCAUGUGCGCAGCAGGUGCGGAUCCAACAGUGGAAGUUUGGAGCGACGGCUGUCAAGCCCACUGUUCUGCGCACUAUGGGUAUCUCUCGAGCGGCUGGGAUUCUCCAUCGACAUGAAGUUCCAGGCGCUGUGAGGCCUACGAGUGUCUUAGCUGGUUUGGACACUGGCACCGGGGACUUUCGCACAGCGCAGGCGAAAGAGUACCCCACAGGCCUUUGCCGGGCCCUGGUUGCUACGAUGCUUGAGGGCCUUGCCCAGCGCCGACGCCGACAUGGAGAUUCUAUCCAGCACGUGACUCAGCUCGGAGAGCGAGAACGUGUCGAAAACACCGUGAAGCAGCUGCUGUACAUGGCUGGAGACAAAACGGUUCGUGGCGCCUUCUCGUACACCUUGAUCGUGUGGGUCUUCAACCCACCAACGGCUACGCUGGCAGCUACAUGGCGAAUGGAUACCUUCCAGAGGUUUUCUGCCGAGCCAGACACUGCGUUGGAUGAAACAGAGUUUGUGGGUUAUAACGUCAACAACAUGCUCAACAUCUUCCAAGUGGUGAAUACCAACAACGUGCUCAAUGGCAACACCAAGAUCAACGAUGUGGACAUCCUCUUGCAGUUUCCAGAUCCUAUGAAGGAUGGAGAUGAGAUUCUCGUGACCGGUCCCAAGGAUUUCAAUCUCAUCGGAAAUCCAGAGCUGGCCAAUUGCAAUGAGUUCCGCUGGGUGGGCGGCGUUCAGUUGCCGGUCACGGGAGAGCCGGGCUGCACCUGUGACUUGCAGAACUUCUGCACCAUUCGCUGGCUCAUUGAUGAGUCCAAAGAUCCAGCAUAUCCACAGAAUCAAGACUUGCAUUUCAAGGUUGGAACGACGAAUCCAUCAAAGACACCUUUCCUGACGGACAACUAUUGGAAGGCCAGCUUCAGCGAGGAUGGCAAUGCUGGAGUGGCUCACAUGAAGGGCAGUGUGGUGAAGUCGUCGCACAUCUUCCAGGGCUGGUCGGUGAACCCGCAGCUGGAAAAUGUGGACUUGCGCCUAGUGGGAACCAAAUAUGCCGCUGGAAAGAUCUCGGACAUCGAAGUGAAGUUUACCCCCAUCACAGAUGCGGAUACUCUGAAGAUUGAGGCCAUUUUUCCGACUCAGUUCAACUUUGACCAAUCCACCGUGCCGUUGCCAUACGACAUCGACAGUCGAAGUGAAGGAUCGACUCUCAUCAUCAAUCGUGGAGGUUUUCGCGCUGGUGUCAUGGCCACCAUUGCCAUCAACACCGUCCGCCUGGGCCGUGCCGGUGGGCAGACGCGCUUCAACUUUGUCACAUACAAAGAUGAGAUGCUGGAUCUGGGUGAGAAGAGGGAUGAGAAGUUGGAUUUCACAGGUGGCUUCCGCUUGCCCGGAUUGUGGGGAGGCUCAGUACAGAUCCAGGAUGGCUCGUUGUUGGACGGGUACCAAGAUGCCAGGGCCAUGUUCCCUGUGAAGUCACUCUUUCAACCGCGAGUCCAGGAGGAGAUCAAAAGGAAGUUGCGGGUGGACGCCAAAGCGGAGUUCACCUUGUCCUUCUCCAGGGCUGUCCAAGCGUCUGAGAGGCUUUUGGUGACAUGCCAGGGGCAAGCCAAGUACCAGCUGAAGCAGUCGCCCUUCGUGGUGAUCGGCAUUGGAGAAAUCGAAACCAACGUGGAGAUUGAUACGGAUGGUAUCCUGAGGGCCACCUUGAAACCUGGUCGACCUGCUACAGAGGUUGCCUUACAGGCAGAUACGCCGUACACCAUCAUCAUGUGGGUGUUGCCAGUGCAGGGAACCAACACUUGGCGAUUUGACACUAGCGAUGGUGGAUCAUUACCCACCAACACCAACGAUGGCGAGUUGAACGGCUUUGCGCCCGUGGAGCAGUUUGUGCUUGGAGUGGAGGCAGUUCGAAGUCCGCCCAGAGCAGUCGUGAAUGUCAUCCUGAACAUUGAUGUCGGCAAUGCGAUUGUUCGGGAGCUGAUCAUUGUGACACCUCCGGAAUUCAGCUUCGAUGACAGCGCGGGUGGCUGUGGCAACAUGUGUCUGCCUGGCGAGUCCUUUGCGACGAACCGAAAGACCGCGACCAUCGCCUCGCCCACGGGAGAGCCAUUGACGCAGCUCCAGGGAAUUCAGGUCCGUGUGCUGACACCGGAGCAAACACCUAGCAGCGUCACUUGGUACGUGGAAGGACGUGGUCAGGGUGCUGGUACAACUGUUGGUUGGGGCGAAGGUGCCGGCUUCUUUGUCACACAAAUGGCCGCCACCAACGUGAUGUACCCAGCUGUUGCCACAGUGCAGCAAGCGCAAAUUGUGUUCACCUUUGCCCUGAACGUGAAUGCAGGGAACCAGAUCAAUAUCGUGGCCCCGCCCGGCUUCAUCCUCACGUGUUCCACGGAGGGUGCCCUCAAGCAGAUUAGCUUGCCUGGUGGAAAGCCAAACUGCAUCGAUGAUCCAUUGCAAAUCGUUGUGGACACAACGCUCACCAGGGAUCAGUACGCCUUUGCUUUGUUAGUGGAUUUGCCUCCUGAAACACCAGAUGCCAAUACCUUUAGCAUUAUCAUCAGAGAUCUGGACAACAAUGUGGUAGAUGCCGCGUACUCCAUUCAGGGUAAGCCCAUUGUGGCAAUCCCAGUGACGCGGCCAUACCUGUUCUGGACUCAAUCGGAGCCAGGACAAAGGACGGACGUGACGAUCGGCUUGGAAUUUACCUUGACCACCUCAGGUGUCAAGGCCGUGCUGAUCAUGUUGCCGGAGACCUUUAUUCAUGACGUCCAGACUCCCACGGACGUGCAGAACAUGAACAAGGAUUUCCGUGUCGCCGCCGGAUCAGAUUGGGCAGAUACUCAGUACACUGACCGGAUCAAGAUCGCCCUGGACGACAGUGGCGGUGGUGUGGAUAUCGAUCCAGGGGUGUAUAGGUUCAAAUUUCCUGUCCUCGUUCCUCCCAGUAUGCCAAAUAGCAACUACUGGUCGAUUUCGUUGUGUAAUGACAGAGAUUGUCAGCAGCCAGAUGAUAGGUAUAUCAUCGUCAGUUUCCCCAUUGCCGGCUUCUCUCUCUACGAGUUGCCGCCAGAGGCAAUCAGACCGCCAAACAUGGACAGAGAAAGCCGAGGGAGCACGGCGGGGGUCGUUCUCAUUGCAGCCCUUCUGCUACUCAUACUGCGAUAACAUCGAGAGAGCAUGUUUCACUCGUUCAGUGGUUCCGAACGAAGAAUGCACAAAGGGCUUCUGCAGCAGUUCUCUCUGGUUGCUUCUGCGGACUCCCGAAGCUGGUUAAAUUUUACUGGUUCC
This is a messenger RNA of Cladocopium goreaui, 14205 nucleotides long. Lineage: Eukaryota; Dinophyceae; Suessiales; Symbiodiniaceae. The record is from the annotation of a GenBank genome assembly.